Medicago truncatula (barrel medic) is the source of this 2214-nucleotide messenger RNA. Its product is annotated as protein PHOSPHATE STARVATION RESPONSE 1. Gene Ontology annotation, molecular function: DNA-binding transcription factor activity; DNA binding. The transcript has 9 exons. The coding region runs from base 291 to 1760 and encodes 489 amino acids. NCBI's taxonomy places the organism in Eukaryota, Viridiplantae, Streptophyta, Magnoliopsida, Fabales, Fabaceae. The record is from RefSeq and is a predicted model, not a curated record.
CUUACACGCUGGUGAGUGUUUCGUAACCGAGAGUAUCACUCACGCGCUGCGAUGGUGCGUAGGAUAUGAAGUAAGAGAUUUGGUCCAUAACCAAAAGAAGGUGCAAAGCGCAUCCGUUCGUUGCCGUUCCACUCCCUCAAAUCCAAUUCACUUCCCUUUCCCGGUGACGGUACUUUCAAUUCUCAUUUUCCCGUGAAAUUCUCCUUUUUCAGUUUGUAGAUUGAUGACAACUUGUCUGGUUUGGGCAUCAAGAACAAAAAGCGACAUUUGUAGUAUUUUGCUGGGAAGUAAUGGAAGCUCGUCCUGCUUUCUCAAUUGAAAGAUCAAGUUCCCAGCAACUGAAUAACAUAGGGAUGUCUGGAGCACUUCCUUCAUCGUUGUCUGUCCAUCCAACACCCCUAGAGGAGACAUACCCCAGAUUUUCUGAUUCGCAGCCGACUUAUGUGGAAAAAGAUCUUAAGACAAAAACUUUUAAUCAUUCAAGUCAUAUAAGUUCCAGUGGAGCAGUUGGGCAUAUGUUUUCAUCUUCCCCUGGAUACUCAACCGAUCUUCAUCACUCAUCCCUUUCACCUCAUGAAAAACACUCUAGAAGUGCUCAUUUUAUUUCACAGUCAUUGAGUAACAUGGCUUCCGUGCCAUUACCGUAUUCUUCAAAUAAUGGACCGGUACCUUCUACAACAUCAACUCAUUAUUCCAAUGGAAACAGUGCUUCAUGGCAUGCAGAUCCCCUGCCUAGUUUUCUUGAUUUCUCUGCAAAUGCCUCAAUUGAUAAUAACCAAGUAGAGAGUGGUGCCUGCAAUAUUAUGGCCACCGAGGAAUUUUCUAAGCGAAAUGAUUGGCAGGAGUGGGCUGACCAGCUAAUCAGUGAUGACGAUACUUUGACUUCUAAUUGGAAUGAUCUUCUUGCUGAUAAUAUUCAAGAUCUUGAGCCAAAGGCGGUGGAAUCCAUUUCAAAGUCAUCUUCACAAUUUCCAGCAGGACACCAAUCUCAAGACCACCAACAACUUCCUGCUCUAUCUGGAGAAAACCAUGUUGGCGUCGCUCCAUCUUCCUCAGCAAAUUCUGCAACCACCAAGCCACGGAUGCGUUGGACUCCUGAGCUUCACGAAGCAUUUGUGGAGGCUGUCAACCAACUUGGUGGGAGUGAAAGAGCUACCCCUAAGGGUGUGUUGAAGCUCAUGAAAGUUGAAGGAUUAACUAUAUAUCAUGUUAAAAGCCACUUACAGAAAUACAGGACAGCUAGAUAUAGACCAGAGUCAUCUGAAGGAGCUGGAGAGAAAAAAUUAAGCCCCAUUGAAGAUAUUUCAUCUCUAGAUUUGAAAACUGGUAUUGAGAUCACGGAAGCUCUACGACUGCAGAUGGAGGUCCAGAAACGGUUGCAUGAACAGCUUGAGAUUCAAAGAAAUCUACAGUUGCGAAUAGAAGAGCAAGGCAGGUAUCUCCAGAUGAUGUUUGAGAAGCAAUGCAAAUCUGGUGUUGAACCAUUUAAGGCAUCAUCGUCAGCCAUUGAGAAUCCAUCUGGAGUGUCUUCUGAUACCAUGAAAGACUCUCCUACCAAAAAUGAAUUGGAAGCAUCCAAAAUGGACCAUUGCAAGUCAGGACCUGAUCAAGCUAAUGGUAGUACCACGGUUGAGGAAAGCUCACUGGAAGCAGUUGAGAAGUUGGAUACCUCCAAAUCUCAACAAGCUUCUAAGGAUCUUGAGCAAAAUGAAAAUGAAGAUAGCCCUCAAGCCCCUAAGCGUCAAAGGACAGAUGAGUGAACCUUGUGAUCUUUCUGAAUCAGCAUUGAACCGACAACACAAUACUGAUUCAUUUGAGUUAUAAUUUUAGCAAGGAAGGCUUGAUUGAUUAAUGCCUAGAGCUCUAUAACUUAACGGGUUUCUCAUGUCCUGUUGUGUUCAAUGAGGGCUUGUAUGUUUACCUUUCAUUUAGUUUUAAGUCAGUUUUGACCAUGACAUUCUUCAACACCUUAUCUUAUUUGGUAUCCUGGUUAGGAUGAGAUUCUAGUGUACAGUGCAGAUAAUGGCUUCACCUUAUCUUAUUAGGACAAUAUCUUAUCAACAUCCUACGACCUAAAUUUCAAUGUGGUAUGUACUAGAUUUCUAAUAUGAACUGUCUGUUUUAACUGUAUCAAAAUAAAAAAAGGUACAAUUCUAGUUCUUAAGUUGUUUUUUCUCACCAAUUAUGGCGUGGAAGACAUACUUGUGUUUUGAA